Molecule: messenger RNA, 3992 nt
Organism: Theobroma umbraticum
Lineage: Eukaryota; Viridiplantae; Streptophyta; Magnoliopsida; Malvales; Malvaceae
Molecular function (GO): protein binding
Source: RefSeq, a predicted model, not a curated record
AUUGUUUGCUUGCUUGGUGAUGAAAUUGCUUCAAUACCUAAUGGAAGAACAGGCUUUGUCUUUGAUCAAACCAACUAGUACUUAGCUCAUAGAAAAGUGCUGAAUUCAAAUGCCUCCAGGCUCCUGCCUUUUUUUCCGGGUCUGGAUUUGUUUAACUUCAGGACAAGUCUGAGUGAAAGUUCACACUCCUGUGAGUCUAGUUUGACAGCUUCUAGACACCCAAACUGUCCCUUUCUAGGAUUUUCCAAGCAAAUCUCGAAAUUUAGUUUGUCUCCAGGCUCCAGCUUUUUUUCCAGGGUUGGAUUGGGUUAACUUCAGGACAAGUUUGAGAGUGCAACUCACGCUCCUGUGAGUCUAGGGUUUUCCAAGCCAAUCCCGAAUUUAGUUUGUCUCCAGGCCCCUUCUCGUUACUAGAAAACAUCCCAAAUUUUCCAUGGUUUUCACUUGUCAGUCCAAUGCAUGGCCACCAGCAACGUGUCUCUCUGACAGUUUUUGCCUGUUUACCAUUCCCAUAACGCCAAGUGUCAUAGCCAAAAACCCAAAAACCAGUCUCCAAUGCUUGUUGCUGCAAUUUUAUGGCACAUGAAUCGGACCUAAACCGCCUAAAGCUAAGCUGAUACACCUGAUCAUCGGAUCUUUUUUCACCAAAAGCUAGCCAUGGGGCUUUCACCUAUCUCAGCAAACAAUGUAGUUAAACCACGUGGGUCUAAUGCCAACCAAAGAAACGCUCUCGACCUUGGACAACCAGUAGAAAAGGGAAAGAAGAGGUGAAAGAGUUUUUGAAUGAUUCUUCACUUCACCAGAUGUCCCUUUUUUUGGAAAAAAACAACCAAAUUUGUUUUAGAAUUAAGCAGCUUGUCAGAGCCUUUGCCUCUUUUCAAUGUUUGAUGUGAACCAAAAGAUUUUUAAAUUUUUUUAAUUUCUUUUCCCUUCCCCCAAGCAAAUAUCCAUAUUCUGAUAAGCUUUUCAAUCUCCAUUGUCAACUUUGUUUGAUCCUCUGACGGGUAAACCGUUUCUUCUCCAUGAAAAUUGCUUUGUUUGAUGUGAAAGGGAUAGUACUGGAGGGAGACUGUGAUUUGUUUUUCUUGACUUUUUAACAGCUUUGCUUUUGUUAGGAUCUGAUUUUUUCCGUUUAGAUUUAUAUCAGAUAGAAAACAAAAGUUUUCAACUCUUUGCCACCUUUUCCUUUACACGGGCAUCAUGGGACUUUUGACCCAAGUUUUCCCUAAUGCUUCUUAUUUAUUAAUGGUUUUGCCAGCUUCAACCCUUUCCUUGCUUUAACAGGGUUUCUUUGGUUGUUAUCUUCUUUUAGCAGAUUGAGACCAGAUUAAAGGGUAUGGAGCUAAGUUUUGCACCAAAGAGUAUGCAGAUGUCAAUGCUCAAACUCCCCCCAAAACCAGCCUCUUUCAUCUCCUCUGUAUGGUUUGCAACUCAUGGUGGACGCAGCCAACCUUUGGCCUAUUGCUUGGUCCAUCGUUCGACUCUUUUUAGCUCAAGAAAGUUUAGAGGUCCUAACCUGAAACUUGCUUGCUGUGUAAGAUUCAAUGAUUUCUCCGAUGGAGAAUCGUCGGAAUGGUUUGGAAGAGAUUUUCAGCUUUUUUAUUAUACCAAAGAUGAAGAAAACUAUGAAGAGGAACCUGCCCCAGCAGUUUAUGAAGAAGGUGGUGAGGAGGGCAAAGAGAUGGAUUUGUCAAUGCAGCUUUUACCAUCGAAGGUUGAGUUUCUCGAGCCUUAUCUGCUUGGAAUCACGCCGGAGCCACCUUACUGGCCUGAGAGAGAUGAAGUCAGCAGGAUCAGCAUUGAGCAUAAAGCAAACAGUCUUGACAUCCCCCUUUCUCUGAGGAUCUUAAAGAAGCAAAGAUGGAAAGAGGGUUUUGUGGAUGCAGGGGAGUAUGCAUAUUGCUCUGUGAAAAAUGCUUUUUCUUCACUGGUGUUCAUCAUUCGAGAGCUACAGAACCACACAUGGCAGAUAAGAGAGAAUCUACAGCCUGAAGAUUUGCGGGUGAUUCUGACUAAGAUGCAAGGAGACUUGAAUUCCAUGUUUGUGUGGCUGUUCCAACAAGUGUUCUCGAAAACACCCACACUUAUGGUCUAUUUGAUGCUUCUUUUGGCUAAUUUCUCUAUACAUUCCAUGGCUACUCAACAACCAAGUACCACUCAAAAGGCUAUUGCAGCAACCAUGUCUCUUACAGAGGAAGAGAGUGAAGAAACGUCCGGGUGUGGUUCUUCUACUUCACUACAACAUACUAGCGGAGAGCCAGGUUUAUGGAAGUCAAUGGUGGAGGAGGCUGCAAGAAUGCAAGGAGGACAUCAUCAGAAGAUAAAUUUGCAGUUCAGACCAGAUAACCAUGAGGAGCUUGUCAAAACAAAUAUCGUUUACCAGAUGUGUAUAGCUGAGGAGCCGACUAAUCCUCUUCUGGUUGUAAAUUAUGCCCGGUUUCUUUACCUUGUUGCCCAUGACCAUGACAGGGCAGAGGAGUGGUUCAAACGUGCUAUUCAGAUCGAACCACCAGACGCAGAGGCAUUAGGUCAAUACGCUGACUUCUUGUGGAAGGUGAGGAAUGACCAUUGGGAGGCAGAAGAAAGAUACCUGCAAGCAGUUGCAGCUGACCCUGAAAACCCUCACUAUGCAUCCAAGUAUGCCGAUUUCCUGUGGAGCACUGGUGCUAAAGAUAUCUGUUUCCCUCUCAGCUCUCCUCAUGACAGCUAUGACAAAGUUUCUUAAUCUAGUAGAAAUAGGAUUGAUCAUAAAAGCAAUAAGUUUUCCCCCCUGGAAUUUUUGUUCAUCUGAUCCUUCUGGCAUUCGUGUAUCCGAUCAGACCAAUACCGUAAGACAUGUCACCUUAUUGGCUAUCAAUGCAGUCAACUAAAUAUGUAAGAAAGAAACUCCCAAAAGAAUUUGUUGCACAAAUGUAGAUGCAUAAAUUUGUAAUACUAUUGGAAUAUAAACCUGGUAUGAUAUCAAAGGCUUCUGCCAAGAAAUUCCUUCUUGUUCUAUAUAAAUAUAUGGGUUAAUGCAGAUGGAUACGGCGGUAACGCUGAGUUUUACAGUACUGUUCUUGGCCUGUCCAGUCCAGCCAUUGUCAGCUUAAACCUCGUAAAAGUAGUAUCACACUCCAAAGCUUAACAUGGAUGAGUUACCACACAAUCUUAAAAUAAUGAGAACUUAAACUGAAAUUAUUGCUAAAAUCUUUAGCUCUAAUUUAUUGUGAUGGAUAGCUCAAUAAGGAUGGUUUCCUCACUAAGUUAUCUUCUUGAUAUCGAAGGACAUGGUUCAAGUCAAAGGAAAAGAUUAAUGGGAUGAAAUUUAAUGUGAAUUUUUUGACAAAAAGACUAAUGUUUUAAUCAAGUUGACAAAUACGGUAGGUAUUACCGUUGAUAAAUUUGACAAAAUUCACUAUAUCCAUUGAGUCGGAGACAUCUUAAACAUAUAAUAUAAACAAUGUUUUUAUCUAAUAUCAAUUUAAUUUUCAAUUGAAAACCUGUAUUUUUGUUUACGAGACUUCAAAAUUAUUUGUAAUUAUCUAUCUAUAUCCGAGAUUUGCACUAAUUAAUUAAUAUGAACAAAGCAUCUGUACCUUGAGGGUAAUGGCAAGAAUCUUGGGUUUGUAUGUGCAAAAAUUAUUAAGAUUAGCGACGUGAUCUUUCACCAUUGACAAGGAAACCCUUUUCCCUCAUCCCGUGACUGAGCAAACUUACUUUGUUGCUGGAAAGGGGCAAUGUCCCUAUAGCCAGAUGAUUUUUGAUGAGAUUUUUAUUUUCCAUGUUAGCUAGCGAAACACAAUAAUAGGAAUGCGAAGAACAUCUCAUUAGAUCUCCAGAACCAGAGACCAAAAAAGGCUUCAAGCAGUAAUCUCGAAUGGCGACCGCCAUCGUUGUUAAGAGUACAAGAAAACCAGGCUCCAAGAGCCGCAGGGCCAAAAAAGCUGUAUCCCCAAAACAUAUAAGCUAUUUUCAAUAUUAUACAACUCAAGACAAAAAAAAAGAAAAAA